AUGCCAUGCGUAAAAUCUGCCUUUCUGGCCGCCAUUACUGGAGGUAGAAGUUGGAUCCAGCAGGAAGGCCAUCAUCAUCUUUGUGCCAGUGCCUCAGCUGAAGGCCUUCCAGAAGGUGCAGGUGCGCCUUGUCCGGGAACUGGAGAAGAAGUUCAGUGGCAAGCAUGUUGUCUUCAUUGCACAGAGGCGCAUUUUGCCGAAGCCUACGAGAAAGACUAGGACGAAGAACAAGCAGAAGCGCCCCCGCAG
Molecule: messenger RNA, 249 nt
Organism: Branchiostoma floridae (Florida lancelet)
Lineage: Eukaryota; Metazoa; Chordata; Leptocardii; Amphioxiformes; Branchiostomatidae
Product: 40S ribosomal protein S7
Biological process (GO): translation; rRNA processing; ribosomal small subunit biogenesis
Cellular component (GO): 90S preribosome; cytosolic small ribosomal subunit; ribosome
Molecular function (GO): structural constituent of ribosome
Source: RefSeq, a predicted model, not a curated record